AUGCAUCUGUCAAUGCGCUUCGGGGCCUUCUUGGUCUUGAACCUGUCUCUUCUUCCAAGUGUGAUAGCAUCUUCAACUUGCAGUCAAUUAUCCGGCAGUGUUUACACUGGCCCCAACGACAACAAAUUCGAUAUUCUAUGCGAUACUUCUACAGUCAACGGGAAUAUCUUUGCCUAUUAUUCAAACGGAGAUGAGUUUUCAGAUUGCGUGGAUCGAUGCGAUGCUGUGAGCAUUUGUGUUGUUGCAUUGUAUCUAGCUGGAAGCGGUGACUGUGCUUUGAUCAACAGCUAUCAGGGAACUAGCGCGUUCAAUAGGAACGAUGUGGGUAUUAAGAGAGCACCUGAGACUACAACAUCAGAAGCUGCUACUACGUCUGAAGCUGCCACUACAUCUGAAGCUGCGACUACGUCUGAAGCUGUGACUACAUCAGAGGCUGCUACUACGGAGACCACUUCGACAGAAGCUAGUUCUUCAGAAACCACAUCGUCGCAGGUUACCAGUGCAGAGACAACUACAUCUGAGGCAACAUCAGAGACCUCGACCUCUGCAGAGUCUCAGAUUACUACAGUUACUACUGCUUCGCUUUCCACCAGUACCAGCAUCGAAACAUCAACCGAUGACUGCGACGAUGAGACCUCAUCAGAAACCUUGAUCUCUGCACAGUCCACCACAGCUACUACUGUUGCUACAGGCUCACUAUCCACCAUUACCGCCAGUGUUGAAACAUCAACCGAUGACUGCGACGAUGAGACCUCAUCAGAAACCUUGAUCUCUGCACAGUCCACCACAGCUACUACUGUUGCUACAGGCUCACUAUCCACCAUUACCGCCAGUGUUGAAACAUCAACCGAUGACUGCGACGAUGAGACCUCAUCAGAAACCUUGAUCUCUGCACAGUCCACCACAGCUACUACUGUUGCUACAGGCUCACUAUCCACCAUUACCGCCAGUGUUGAAACAUCAACCGAUGACUGCGACGAUGAGACCUCAUCAGAAACCUUGAUCUCUGCACAGUCCACCACAGCUACUACUGUUGCUACAGGCUCACUAUCCACCAUUACCGCCAGUGUUGAAACAUCAACCGAUGACUGCGACGAUGAGACCUCAUCAGAAACCUUGAUCUCUGCACAGUCCACCACAGCUACUACUGUUGCUACAGGCUCACUAUCCACCAUUACCGCCAGUGUUGAAACAUCAACCGAUGACUGCGACGAUGAGACCUCAUCAGAAACCUUGAUCUCUGCACAGUCCACCACAGCUACUACUGUUGCUACAGGCUCACUAUCCACCAUUACCGCCAGUGUUGAAACAUCAACCGAUGACUGCGACGAUGAGACCUCAUCAGAAACCUUGAUCUCUGCACAGUCCACCACAGCUACUACUGUUGCUACAGGCUCACUAUCCACCAUUACCGCCAGUGUUGAAACAUCAACCGAUGACUGUGAUGAGACUUCAUCCCUUGAGACAUCGGCUACUGUGACUACAUCUACAGUAACAGGAUCCCAGGUACAGCCCACGACCUCUUCCUCCGCCAGCCAGGGCUCCUCCAGUACGAGCAACCAAUCCUUAGAGGUUUCUACUUCUGCUCCCUCAGCUACUUCGACUAUUUCGACAACAUCGUCUUUAGCGACUACAAAGAGUGAGGCUUCUCUAUCAACAUCUCUGCCAAGCUCUGUUACAAGCCAAGCUGGGUCAUCUCUACCUGUGUCUUCGGGUACUACAGUGACUCAGACUUAUAUUCAAACGUAUGCAACCUACAGCCAGGGAGCCUCGUCGUCCGGUUCUUCAUCUACCAAAACCACAAAGGUUGGCUCUAAGUCGCUUUCCACCUCCGGUGCCACUAUCGUCAAGACAACAUCUGGAGGUCAUCUACCAACGCCCUACCCCACUGCUUACAACGUCUGGACUGUUUGCCUGACUGUAGUCGAGUAUGUUACUUGCUCCACUGGUGUAGUUGCCGAAACAGCUACUACUACCACAUAUGUCACUGUUGGCAGUAACGGUGGGAGCUAUGGACCUCCAGUGAUCACAACGCCUGCUGGUUGUAUCGGAGGUUAUCAGGUAGAUGCUAGCGGCCAUAGCUAUCCUGUGGCACAGCCUACGAAGGGAUCACCAGGCAACUCUCAAUCCGGCUCUCAGACCGGCCAACCCGAUAUUCCUGCUCCAGCUUCAGAGUCACAUGGAAGCUCUCAACCAGGACAGGGCGACAAGCAGCCUUCUGUUCCAGGUCAAGGCUCACCAGAGCCCAAGAACAGCAAGCCUCAAGCGACGCAAGGUGGUGCUACUCAGACAGCUGUCUCUGCAUACCAGCCUGGUGCCUCGGCAAAUUCUUCGCCGUCAUCGGCUGUUCAUCAGGGUCAGCAAGGUGUCACAACGACCUUGGCUACCGCAGCAAGUGUUACCGAAGAGAUGCAGGCACCCAAGUCCACACACAGUGGCUCAUCGGAAGCUGGAGAGGCACCAUAUACACCAGUCACUGUUUCAGGAGCCAACAAGCAUCAGUACAUGGUUUGGACAGUGGCCGCUGGAGCCCUUCUCGGAUUGGGGAUGUUGUUUUAA
This is a messenger RNA of Fusarium subglutinans, 2559 nucleotides long. RefSeq names its product proteoglycan. Lineage: Eukaryota; Fungi; Ascomycota; Sordariomycetes; Hypocreales; Nectriaceae. The transcript has a single exon. Bases 1 to 2559 code for a protein of 852 amino acids. The record is from RefSeq and is a predicted model, not a curated record.